Molecule: messenger RNA, 337 nt
Organism: Juglans microcarpa x Juglans regia
Lineage: Eukaryota; Viridiplantae; Streptophyta; Magnoliopsida; Fagales; Juglandaceae
Product: serine/threonine-protein kinase STY13-like
Exons: 2
Coding region: 46-279 (77 amino acids)
Biological process (GO): protein phosphorylation
Molecular function (GO): ATP binding; protein kinase activity
Source: RefSeq, a predicted model, not a curated record
UCUAACGGCUAUAUCUCUCUGUAUUAUCAGUUUAUUGGGGCUUGCAUGGAUCCUGUCAUGGUGAUAGUGACUGAGCUUCUAUUGGGUGGGAUAUUGCGCAAGUACUUGCUGAAUAUGCGGCCAAGGUGCUUGGAUAUGCAUGUGGUGGUUGGGUUUGCAGUACUUGAUAUUGCUCGUGCAAUGGAAUGCUUACACUCCCAUCGGAUCAUUCACCGAGAUCUGAAACCUGGAUGGUUGAUAAAGAGGAACAAGAAGGAAAAAUUAGAACAGGAGAAUUAAGAUAGUAUAUUGGUAGUAUUCAACAUGAACUCCAACUUUCAAAUCAAUUACAGAGAUA